AUGGCCCCCGACCUCUCGAUUCGCCAGACCCGAGACUGGGAGCGGGAACGGGCCCGCUGGCAGCUCGGGGCCCCCCACUCCGUUAAGGGGUAUUCCAGUACGGGUCCCAGGAGAGAACAUGUCAAAACCACGUCCGACCCCCAGCCAGGCUUUCUGGAGCGGCUGAGUGAGACUUCGGGAGGCAUGUUUGUGGGGCUCAUGACCUUCCUGCUCUCUUUCUACUUAAUUUUCACUAAUGAGGGCCGUGCGUUGAAGACAGCCACUUCACUGGCGGAGGGGCUGUCGCUCGUGGUGUCUCCUGACAGCAUCCACGUCGUGGCUCCUGAAAAUGAGGGGAGGCUGGUGCACAUCAUUGGGGCCCUGCGAACGUCCAAGCUCUUGUCUGACCCAAACUAUGGAGUCCAUCUCCCAGCUGUGAAGUUGCGACGGCACGUGGAGAUGUACCAGUGGGUAGAGUCGGAAGAGUCCAGGGAGUACACGGAGGACGGGCAGGUGAAGAAGGAGACAAGGUACUUCUACAACACGGAAUGGAGGUCAGAAAUUGUCAACAGCAAAAACUUUGACCGAGAGAUUGGCCACAAAAACCCAAGCGCCAUGGCAGUGGAAUCCUUCACCGCAACAGCCCCCUUCGUCCAAAUCGGCAGGUUCUUCCUUUCGGCGGGCCUCAUUGACAAGAUUGACAACUUCAAGCCACUGAGCCUGGCCAAGCUGGAGGACCCCCAUGUGGACAUCCUUCGCCGGGGAGACUACUUCUACCACAGUGAAAAUCCCAAGUACCCGGAGGUCGGUGAUGUGCGCGUCUACUUCUCCUACGCAGGACUGAGCAGCGAUGAUCCAGACCUGGGCCCAGCCCAUGUGGUCACCGUGAUUGCCCGGCAGCGGGGUGACCAGCUGGUCCCGUACUCCACCAAGUCCGGGGAGACCUUGCUGCUGCUGCACCAUGGUGACUUCUCGGCAGAGGAAGUGUUUCGUAGAGAACAAAAGAGCAACUCCAUGAAGACGUGGGGCCUGCGGGCGGCGGGCUGGACGGCCAUGUUCCUGGGCCUCAACCUCAUGACGCGGAUCCUCUAUACCCUGGUGGACUGGUUUCCCGUCUUCCGAGAUCUGGUCAACAUUGGCCUGAAGGCCUUUGCAUUCUGCAUGGCCACCUCGCUGACGCUGCUGACCGUGGCUGCUGGCUGGCUCUUCUACCGGCCCCUGUGGGCCCUUCUGUUCGGCUGCCUCGCCCUGGUGCCUAUCAUCAUUGCCCGGACCCGGGUGCCAGCCAAAAAGCUGGAGUGAAGGAAGCCUGGCACCCACCAACACCUGCGUGAGCCUCAGGGCCUCCCUUCACCUCUGCCCUGCUCCCUGCCGGAACAGCCCUUUGAACCCCACUCUUCACGGGCCACACUGGCAACUUGCAUGUCCGUUUUGGUGUUGGCCAGCGCGCAUCUUCCCCGCCCUUUUUCUUGAUAGUAUGCGGCGCCGGUGGCAGGACCCACGUGAGCACAGUGACCCAGCCUCACCAGCCUGAGUGGGUGUUGCAUUCCACUCGGCUGUCAGCCCACACCUGCUAGUGAAGGGCUCGGCCCUGUCACCCCCUCCCCCCAAACAAGUACCAUGGCUGCACACGAGCCUCAGGGCGGCCCCUACCGCUGCCAGGCUGCGCUGGGUUGCCAAGACUCACUCUUUCAGCCUGGCACAGUGAGUGCUGCCAAAGCCAAAUCUGCUGGUAGAACUUGAUUUGAUGCCAAAAAAGGCUGGGCACAAGUGCCCCUCAUCUGUAAUCCUAGCCACUUGAGGGUUGAGAUGUGACCAUCACAGUUCAAAGCCAGAAAAAAUU
Molecule: messenger RNA, 1822 nt
Organism: Dipodomys ordii (Ord's kangaroo rat)
Lineage: Eukaryota; Metazoa; Chordata; Mammalia; Rodentia; Heteromyidae
Gene: Tmem43
Product: transmembrane protein 43
Exons: 12
Coding region: 1-1281 (426 amino acids)
Biological process (GO): nuclear membrane organization
Cellular component (GO): nuclear inner membrane
Source: RefSeq, a predicted model, not a curated record